AAGUCCUGAAAAGCGAAUAGAUACCCUUCUCCUGGUUCCAGUCCUUCACUUCGGCUUCCGCUUUAUUCUUCGCCGGAGAGGAACACGAAACCCCAUGGCCGCCGCCGCAGUCGCCGUAGCCGAGCCUAAGACCAAGUACGAUCGCCAGCUCAGGAUAUGGGGUGAUCAAGGACAGGCUGCACUGGAGAAAGCUAGCAUAUGCUUGCUGAACUCUGGCCCUACAGGAACUGAAGCGUUGAAGAAUCUUGUGCUUGGUGGAAUAGGGAGUGUUACUGUCGUAGAUGGCUCCAAAGUCGAACCAUCAGACCUGGGAAAUAAUUUUUUGUGUAAUUCCCGUGUGAAUAAAGAAUGCUUGGGUCAAUCAAGAGCACAAUCUGUAUGUUCUUUUCUACAAGAGCUCAAUGAUGCUGUGAAAGUCAAGUAUGUUGAGGAGUCUCCAGGGACAAUGAUAGAUACAAAUCCUUCCUUCUUUUCCCAGUUCACUGUUGUCAUUGCUACCCAGCUUCCGGAGAGUUCUUUGUUGAAAUUAGAUGGUAUCUGCAGGGCAGCAGAUAUCGUGUUGGUUGCUGCACGUUCAUAUGGUCUAACUGGUCUUGUCAGGGUCAGCGUCAAGGAGCACUGUGUUAUAGAAUCAAAACCAGACCACUUUUUGGAUGAUUUACGGCUGCACAAUCCAUGGACCGAACUCAAGCAAUUUGCAAAAUCAAUUGAUAUAUGUGACAAAGAUCCUGUUGUGCACAAGCAUACUCCAUACAUUGUUAUCCUUGUGAGGCUUGCAGAAAAAUGGGCAGAUGCACAUGAUGGGAAAUUACCUUCGACCAGGCAAGAGAAAAGGGAAUUUAAGGACCUAAUUCGAGCCCAUAUGCUUAAUGUAGAUGAAGAAAAUUACAAAGAAGCGGUAGAAUCUUCAUAUAAAGUCUCAGUAACUCCAGGAAUCAGUACUGAAAUACGCCAGAUAAUUGAUGAUAGCUCUUCUGAAGUUAAUUUGUCUUCUUCAGAUUUCUGGGUAUUGGUAGCGGCUUUGAAGGAAUUCAUUGCAAAUGAGGGGAAUGGUGAUCUUCCUCUCGAGGGCACAAUACCUGAUAUGACAUCACAGACUGAGUAUUAUGUAAGCCUACAAAAGAUUUACCAAGCUAAGGCUGAAACUGAUUGUCUUGCCAUGGAGCAUCGUGUAAAGAAUAUCUUGAAGCGAAUUGGCAGACAUCCUGAUUCUAUUUCAAGGGCAUAUAUCAAAACAUUUUGUAAAAACGCUAGAAAACUCAGAGUCUGCAGAUACCGCAGUAUGGAGGAGGAGUUUAAUGCUCCGGUCAUUUCUGAAGUUCAAAAGUACUUCGCCGAUGAAGACUCUUGUUUUGCAAUGAACUUCUAUAUUCUGCUGCGUGCUGUUGAUCGACUUGCUGCCAACUAUAGCAGACUACCUGGAAUAUUUGACAGCACUGGAUUCACUAGUGAAAUUGAUGAGGAUGUGCCUAGGCUGAAGGUGGCUGCUGUGUCGGUGCUAAGCGACAUGGGUUUGAACGGAACAUCCUUGUCUGAAGACCUGGUUACUGAAGUGUGCCGGUUUGCGGGUGCAGAGAUUCACCCUGUCGCUGCCUUCAUUGGUGGAGUGGCCUCCCAGGAAGUAAUAAAGUUGGUCACCAAGCAGUUUGUGCCAUUGAUGGGGACAUUCAUAUUCAAUGGAAUCGACCUCAAAUCUCAAGUCCUGGCAUUAUAACAUGACUUUGAUCUCAAGUGCUGCGGAAUGGAGAUGCCCCUGAUUCUGGGGUCACGGCCUCGGUACAAUCAAAUCAUUUUGCCGCUGUACUUGGUCUGUACCGUCGUGCUUUGGGGUAGUGUAAUUCGCACAAUGAGUGGUUAGCAGUCAAGCAAUAUAUGGAACCUAUGGAGCCCUUAUCUGUUGUGCCCAUAUAUAUACCUGUACCAUUCCCACUUUUAGGCAGUGGAAUGUGAAUCGGUGCCGAAUGCGUGGCAACUGCAAGUCUUGGUGGUGAAGAAAAGGUUGCUUGAUUAUCAGUGAAGCCACCUAAAAGAAUCCUUCCAUUUGCCUCGAAAUAUCCUUGCUCAUAAAGCUACUUAAAAAUCAGCUGAAGAAACCUUUAUUAUC
This is a messenger RNA of Brachypodium distachyon (stiff brome), 2104 nucleotides long. RefSeq names its product NEDD8-activating enzyme E1 regulatory subunit AXR1. Gene Ontology annotation, biological process: protein neddylation. NCBI's taxonomy places the organism in Eukaryota, Viridiplantae, Streptophyta, Magnoliopsida, Poales, Poaceae. Gene Ontology annotation, cellular component: cytoplasm. The record is from RefSeq and is a predicted model, not a curated record. The transcript is spliced from 14 exons. Bases 95 to 1714 code for a protein of 539 amino acids. Gene Ontology annotation, molecular function: NEDD8 activating enzyme activity.